GCACGGCCCAGGCCAACCCACUCAUCUAAACCCUAGCCCCCCACCGCUCUUCCUUGGUCGGCACAGCCACCACCUCCUCUCCAAUACUCUCUCUCUUUCUCCCUCGCCGCCGGCCUCCUCCGCUUCCCGCCACGCGCCACUUCCGCGACAAAACCAUCAGAGAAGAGAGAGGACUCGCUCAUCUCAUCCGAUGGAGGAGGACUCGCUCACGGGGAUGAUCUCCGCCAUAUCCUGGGUGCCCAGGGGCGCCGCCAAGAGCAUGCCCGUCGUCGCCGACCCGCCCACGCAGGAGGAGAUCGCCGAGGCCAUGAAGACCUUCGCCCUGAGCGGAGGCUCCGGGAGCGACGCUGACGAGGACGAUGAUGCUGGCACCAUGGAACUCGACGGUGCGGCAGAGGUGGAGGAGGUGGAUGAGGCUGCCCGGGCCAAGGCCGUAGCCAAGGCGCUUGGCAAGGGCUCCAGUAAGGUGGACGAUGUUGCUGAUGGGCUCCGCGAGCUCAACAUGGAUGCUUACGAUGAUGAGGACGAAGAGAUUGAUGUUAUCGGCUCCGGUUUGGGGGACUUGUACUAUCCGGACAACGGAAUGGACCCCUAUCUCAAGAAGAACAAUGAGGAGGAGGAGGAUGACGACGACGACGAUGAUUCGGACAUUGAAGAUAAGAUGAUCAUGCCUACCGAUUUUGUUAUUGUCUGCGCACACAGUGAGGAUGAUAUCUUCUCUCUUCAGGUCAACAUUCUUGAAGAAACAGAUGAUGGUGAACAAAAUAUCUUUGUGCAUCAUGAUGUUCCUCUUGCUGAUUUUCCGCUCUGCACUGCUUGGAUGGAUUUUAAUCUCAAAGGUGGCGAAAAAGGGAAUUUUGUAGCUGUUGGAACCAUGGAUCCUGCCAUUGAAAUAUGGGACUUAGAUAUGGUUGAUGAAUUGCAGCCGCACAUGGUGCUAGGAGGACUUUCAAAAAAGAAGAAGGCAAAGGGCAAAAAGGGGAAAAAGUAUAAGAAAGGAAGUCACAGAAGUUCUGUGCUUGGUCUUGCAUGGAACAAGGAAGUGAGGAAUGUUCUAGCUAGUGCAAGUGCUGACACAACUGUGAAAAUCUGGGACGUAGCUGUUGGUAAAUGUGCAGUCACACUAGAACACCAUGAUGACAAGGUUCAAGCAGUUGCAUGGAGCCCACAGUCACCUGAAGUUCUUCUUAGCGGAUCCUUUGACAAAACAGUUGCCGUGAAUGAUAUGAAAGAUGGUGGACAGAGUUGCCAUAAAUGGUCUGUUGAAGCAGAUGUGGAAAGUUUAGCUUGGAAUCCACACAAUGAACACUCAUUUGUGGUCAGUCUUGAAAAUGGGAUGGUUCAAGCCUUCGAUAAGCGAACAGCUUCAUCAAGUUCUUCUGGCCAGCCUAUGUAUACCCUUCAUGCACACGAUAAGGCUGUGUCUUCCAUCUCCUUCAACCCGUCUGCCCCCAACUUUCUUGCAACAGGCUCGGUUGAUAAAAUGGUGAAACUAUGGGAUCUAUCAAACGACAAACCAUCAUGCAUUGCCUCCCAAAAUCCAAAGCUUGGAGCUAUUUUUUCGGUAUCAUUUUCAAAUGACAGCCCCUUCCUAUUAGCAUGUGGAGGUUCAAAAGGCAAACUAAAAGUUUGGGACACGCUAAGGGAGCCUGCCGUAGCACACAAGUUCAGCAAAUAGAUCUGCCGCUACAAGUUAUUUCCGGCAUACACAUGUUUGGGUAGAUUGUUGAAGAGUUGUAGUGUAAGUCUUGCCCUUGUGAGUUUCGAGAGCCCAGUUGUAUAAUGAAUCCAAGCAUAUGUAUUAGUGGUUUGUACAACAAAAAAUUACACUGGGCCAAGGUUUUGGAGUGGAGUUAUCAAGUUAUGACACUGCGUGUUAUGGGCUGUGAACCCGUGGCUGCAUUUCCGAUUUUGUGAAAGAAAGUUAGCAGUCUAAACAGCAGAGCACUUUAACUCGAAUCUAGUUUGAAGCUUUGGACUCAAUAGUUACACAUGGAACAGCUCCAUUUCGUAUAGGUAAAGAAAGGCCUCAUGUCGUCGUGUAAAAACAUUGUUCUUGCCGAUUCUUGGACACAAAUGUAAAUGAGAUUUGAGUUCACUGGAA
Molecule: messenger RNA, 2104 nt
Organism: Sorghum bicolor (sorghum)
Lineage: Eukaryota; Viridiplantae; Streptophyta; Magnoliopsida; Poales; Poaceae
Exons: 16
Coding region: 191-1678 (495 amino acids)
Biological process (GO): rRNA processing
Cellular component (GO): nucleus
Molecular function (GO): protein binding
Source: RefSeq, a predicted model, not a curated record